Messenger RNA from Pogona vitticeps (central bearded dragon), 591 nucleotides. It is a transcript of the gene COA4, whose product is annotated as cytochrome c oxidase assembly factor 4 homolog. Gene Ontology annotation, biological process: mitochondrial respiratory chain complex IV assembly. The record is from RefSeq and is a predicted model, not a curated record. Gene Ontology annotation, cellular component: mitochondrial intermembrane space. Lineage: Eukaryota; Metazoa; Chordata; Lepidosauria; Squamata; Agamidae.
CUCCCUUCAACCCCCACCCCCGGAAGGCCCCGGCCGGCCCAGGAAGCCUCGGUGGGCGAGCCGGAGGGGAGAACCUGUCGCCCGUCCAGAAGGACUCGAGGCGGCUUGCAUGAUUAAAAGGACAAUAUUUGGACGCUGAAAACAAAUCUUAUCCACCAUGUCUGGUGCCAAUCCUUCUGGUCAUGCCUGGAGCCGGAAACCGAAAGCAAAGGAGGAAGAAGAGGAGGACCCCUUUGACCAAAUGAUCGCCCGGACAGGGUGCGCCUCUUUUCAUUAUGCUGUGCAGGAGUGCAUGGCUGAACAUCAGGACUGGCGGCGGUGCCAGAAAGAGGUGCUGAGUUUUAAGGACUGCAUGAGCGAAUAUCAGAAGCAGCGAAUGGAGGAGUACCAAAGGAGGCAGAAAACGUACCAGGCCACCAGUUGAUGGAAAGCAAACUGGGAAGGGAGGGCCAUUCCGUUGCUGGGUAAGAUCCUGAAGGCAGCCAGGCUUCUGAGCGCAGUUAAUUUUUUUCAGAAGGCCACAGUGGCAGCCCGUCCUUUUGGAGAGACACAUGCACUGGGGAAGAUCUAUUACUGUCAUCCUGAAGUGUG